UGGGAUGGUUCGUUGCGAUAUGAUGAGGACAUGAGGCAAAUGGACGACUCACAGUACGUCAUUGAGGAGUGCUCCCGCCUCAAUCUAGAUGAUCGAGAACUGCGAGAGAUACAGCAGGCCUUGAUUGAUCAUAUCCCUGGCGAGUAUCCCGACAGCGAUGGCGACUUCGCUUGCGAGUUCAUCGUGGUGGACGGCCCGCCAUCGCCGCAGAAAAAGGCGGGAAAGCGGCUGGCUGACGUUGACGUCAACGGGGACGAGGGUGGCGGGAGAUGCAUCGGCCAGAAGAGACGGCAAGAUAGCGGGAACGGCGAGGGAGUAGGAGAUCCCUGCGGAUCGGGAUCGGGAUCGGGAUCGGUAUCGCGGCGUUGCACCGGCAGCAGCAGUUGGAGCAAUGGGAUUGUGAAUGAUGGUGGUGGCGGCGAUGACCACGACGGUGGUGAUGACGAUGUUGAUGUCGUUGCUGCUGCUGCUGCUGCUGCUGAUGAUGAUGAUGAUGAUGUACAUAACCGUGAAGAUGAUGAAGAUGCAGGUAUCCGGCAACGACUUGGGAAACGGUCGUCUCAAGGGCCAUCAGGGGCUUUGUCGGGACGUGCAGCUAUGAAUUGGGAAGGAGUUGUAGGUGGAGGAGGAACUGGACGUCGAAGAGGAGGAGGAGGAGGAGGAGGAGGAGGAGGAGGAGGAGGAGAAAGAGAGAGAGGAGGAGGAGGAGAAAGAGAAAGGGAGGGGGAUGACAAUGUGGCGACCGAACGGGUCGUCCGAGGCGAACGCGAUUGUUUGGAUGGUUGGCAAGCGACCGGUCGUCCGAGCAGUCGGGGACAAGGACGUGGAAGGGGCGAGUCGGUAGCGGCGAGCACUGUUGAUGGAGAUGGAGGAGGUGGGUGUAGUAGUGGUAGUUUCAUGGAACUUUCAGAUGAUGGUGAUGAAGAAGGGCUCUAUGAUGAGGCCUCGUUUGUGUGCCAAUUGUGCAAGUCGGGAUCUGUGCCCCUCAGGUUGGUUUAUCCGAUGGCGCGCUGCUCUUGUCUUUUUUGCAAGCCCUGUGUGACCAAGUAUGUGCAGUCGUGUAUUGAUGACAGGCGUCGGGAUUGGGAAUCGACAAUCCAGGAGUGGGAGACUGCGGUGAGUGGGGACCACCACCGUCAUCCCCAUCCCCAUCUCCAUAACCAAGACGACGACCACAACCACCAUCGGUCAAGGGACUUCAACGGCGGCGGCGGUGGCGAUGACAGCAGAGGGGGCGAAACUAGCGCCGCCGCGUCUCAACCGACGGCUGCUGCUGCUGCUGCUGCUGCUGCUGCUGCUGAAAGCCGCAAACGGAGAGCAGCUAUAACAAUGCCGGAGGAGGACUCGAUCCCUUGUCCUAAUGCGCCAUCAUCUUGCGCGGGGUUUCUGUCCCUCGAGGACUGCCAAGAGGUGGCGCCAGCCGCUGCGCGCCGAUGGUGCGACAGCGCCACUCAAGUGCUUUUAGCGCGCAGCGAUUUCGUCCGCUGCCCUAAUCCCACGUGUCACGUGGUUAUUGAGAGAAUCGAGGGCACGCCGCCCGACGGAGUCCUCCCCUGCGGUGUGCCGGAGAUAGACAGAACAGUGCCCUUCUCGUCGGAAUUGGGAGAAGAUGGGAGGCCGCUGACGAGGGAGGCGAUUCUCCAUCGCGCACGCAACAGGUACCGCUGCUCUCUCUGCAGCAUCGUCUUCUGCGGCAAGUGCCUCGCCAUCCCCUAUCACCUAGGGGAGUCGUGCGAGGACCACUGGGCGGCUAAGUGUCGGUACUGUGACGAGAAGCUGCUGCCACGUGGCAGCAGCAGCAGAUCGAGAGGAGGAGCAGUAGUCUCGACUGAUGAGGUGGACGAUUGGAGCGUCGCCAUGUCUGUCAAGACGUUGAAAAGGGAGGUGGAAAGACGGAGGUUGGACAUGGCUUGGUGUGUAGAGAAGGAUGAUCUAGUGGAGGUUCUGCAGUUGAGUGACGCCGUCUGCAGUCGAAGCGAUUGCCACGCGAAGCUUGAGAGUGCCUGCACGCGCAAGCUGCAGUGCGGACAUCGCUGUGCAGGAAUCAGAGGGGAAGCCGGCUGCCUGCCUUGUCUUGAGGCAAGCUGUCAGAGGAGUAGACACCAGGAUGACAGAGAUUGCAAUGCCCUCCUUCCUUCCGCCGACGAUCUGUGUUCCAUAUGCAUGGCGGAGCCAUUGAGGAGGGCGCCCGUUAUUAAAAUGAGAUGUGGCCAUGUUGUCCAUAGGCAAUGCGCCGUCGCAAAAGUAAAGGCUGGGUAUCCAGGGCCAGCGAUCAGCUUUGGGUUUCUUGGUUGCCCUCUCUGCUCGGCCGAGAUGGCGCACUCGAGUUUGGAUCAGCUCAUGGCGAAGCCGCGGGAACUGAAACGAGCGGUUCGGCAGAAGGCAUUGCGCCAGCUGGAGAUGAACCUCGCUUCACAUGAGAUCAAGGAAUUGCAGCCUGGCGGUAGAUUCGAGGGGCGUAGAGAAGAGUACGCAAUGCGCACGUAUCAGUUUUACAUUUGCUGCAAAUGCCGCAAACCGUACUUUGGCGGGGAAAGAGCAUGUGGAGAGGCAGCAGAGGGGGAGGCGAGGGUUGGGGAAGGAGGAGAGGGUAGGGAAGAGGGAGGGGAUGGCAAUCGGCGGCCUUGGCACCAGAGAGGUCCGCGUGACUGGUUUGGCUGGCAGCAAAGUGGGUUUGAAGAGCAGGAGAGAGAUCACCAAGGAGGUGGGGGGGGGGGGGGGGGGGGGGGGGGCGAUCAAAGAGAGCAAGGAAGAAACAGGGGCUAUAAUGCCGCCGAUCUCAUUUGCGGAGGGUGUUCGUCGGGAGCUGCAAACCGCGAACACUGCAAAGCUGUGCAUGGAAAAGAGUAUGUGCAGUACAAAUGUAGGUACUGUUGCUCUGUCGCAUCAUUCUUUUGCUGGGGCAAGACACACUUUUGUGAACGUUGUCAUGAAAAACGCCCUGACGUGCAUCGCUCCCUCAUCGCCCCGAGAUGCCAGGGCCCAAAGUACUGUCCACUGGGUGUUUCUCAUCCACCUCAUGGGACAGAGUUCUGUCUUGGCUGUGCAUUGUGCAGAUUCAAAACAUCUUAGGCAACUGUGGGGGGGCAAGGGGGGGGGGGGGGGGGGGAGAGAGAGAGAGAGAGAGAGAGAGAGAGAGAGAGAGAGAGAGAGAGAGAGAGAGAGAGAGAGGUUGUAAAUUCUCAUUUGCUUAUUGUGUAUAUCAAUCAGAAGAAUUAUCGAGUUGAGGCAUUCUUAACUUUGUUUGCCAUUUGGAGGAGGAAAAGGAGCAUGUCAUGUGUGGAAGAGCAAGGCAGAGGCGGGUGGUAGCUGGAAACCAAUGUGCCAAAUGUGGUGAAUUGUUGAGGUCGUCGAGCACUACUGGAGAUCUUGUUUAAGUAAAUCCUUCGUCUGACG
This is a messenger RNA of Chara braunii, 3396 nucleotides long. Lineage: Eukaryota; Viridiplantae; Streptophyta; Charophyceae; Charales; Characeae. The record is from the annotation of a GenBank genome assembly.